Messenger RNA from Diceros bicornis minor, 1176 nucleotides. It is a transcript of the gene SLC25A31, whose product is annotated as solute carrier family 25 member 31. Gene Ontology annotation, cellular component: mitochondrial inner membrane. NCBI's taxonomy places the organism in Eukaryota, Metazoa, Chordata, Mammalia, Perissodactyla, Rhinocerotidae. Bases 53 to 1024 code for a protein of 323 amino acids. Gene Ontology annotation, molecular function: ATP:ADP antiporter activity. The transcript has 6 exons. Gene Ontology annotation, biological process: mitochondrial ADP transmembrane transport; mitochondrial ATP transmembrane transport. The record is from RefSeq and is a predicted model, not a curated record.
UCUUUAAGCUGCAGCGGGACGGACGACCCGUUUUUACGUCCGUCGUCCCACCAUGCAGCGUGAACCUCCGAAGAAGAAGGCAGAGAAGAAGGCGGAAAAGCGUCUCUUCGACGCCGCGUCCUUCGGGAAGGACCUGCUGGCAGGCGGGGUCGCCGCAGCUGUGUCCAAGACGGCAGUGGCGCCUAUCGAGCGGGUGAAGCUGCUGCUGCAGGUGCAGGCGUCGUCCAAGCAGAUCAGCCCCGAGGCGCAGUACAAGGGCAUGGUGGACUGCCUGGUGCGGAUUCCCCGCGAGCAGGGUUUCUUUAGUUAUUGGCGUGGCAAUUUGGCAAAUGUUAUUCGAUAUUUUCCAACACAAGCUCUAAACUUUGCUUUUAAGGAUAAAUACAAACAACUUUUCAUGUCUGGAGUUAAUAAAGAAAAGCAGUUCUGGAGGUGGUUUUUGGCAAACCUUGCUUCUGGUGGAGCUGCUGGGGCAACAUCCUUAUGUGUAGUAUAUCCGCUAGAUUUUGCACGAACCCGAUUAGGUGCUGAUAUUGGAAAAGGUCCUGAACAGCGACAAUUCAAGGGUUUAGGUGACUGUAUUAUGAAAAUAGCAAAAUCAGAUGGAAUUGUUGGUUUAUACCGAGGGUUUGGUGUUUCAGUUCAGGGCAUCAUUGUGUACCGAGCCUCUUAUUUUGGCGCUUAUGACACAGUUAAGGGCUUAUUACCAAAACCAAAGGAAACCCCAUUUCUUGUCUCCUUUUUCAUUGCUCAAGUUGUGACUACAUGCUCUGGAAUACUCUCUUAUCCCUUUGACACAGUUAGAAGACGUAUGAUGAUGCAGAGUGGUGAGGCUGAACGGCAAUAUAAAGGAACUUUAGACUGCUUUGUGAAGAUUUACCAACAUGAGGGAAUCAAUGCAUUUUUUCGUGGUGCCUUCUCCAAUAUCCUUCGUGGUACAGGGGGUGCUUUGGUGUUGGUAUUAUAUGAUAAAAUUAAAGAAUUCCUUAAUAUCGAUAUUGGAGGCAGUUCAUCAGGAGAUUAAAUUGAGAAAUGCAUAUAUUUAAUUUGUUAAACAUACAAAUUACAUAGCUGCCAUUUGUAUACAUUUUGAUAGUGUGUUAUUACUGUCAGUAUUUUCCUAAAGUGCUAAUUCUGCGAUAAAGCACAAGCUUUUUUCAAGGAUUUAAAUACUGA